Messenger RNA from Cryptosporidium ubiquitum, 2139 nucleotides. Its product is annotated as protein kinase. Gene Ontology annotation, molecular function: ATP binding; protein serine/threonine kinase activity. The coding region runs from base 1 to 2139 and encodes 712 amino acids. Gene Ontology annotation, biological process: peptidyl-serine phosphorylation; chromosome segregation; intracellular signal transduction. The record is from RefSeq and is a predicted model, not a curated record. Gene Ontology annotation, cellular component: nucleus. Lineage: Eukaryota; Apicomplexa; Conoidasida; Eucoccidiorida; Cryptosporidiidae. The transcript has a single exon.
AUGAAUACAGAAAAUAGAGAUGAGGGCAAUUUAGACUUGAGCUCAAAUAGAAUUGAUCGAAUCUCCGCGCAUGAACAAAUUCUUGCAACGAAGUAUUUGAGUAGGUAUAAAUCAUUUUACGGAAGACUUCACUCCUCUUCACAUAAUGGAUUACAAUUAAAGAGAGGCGUUUUUAUCCACCUAGAUGAAGAAAGAGAAGAAACAGAAAACCAAAAUUCUGGGUUUUCGUUGUAUAAAAGUACCGAAAGUGAACAUAAGAUUCUCGACAACAUUGUAAAGUUAAAAGAACAACUUUUGAAAAUAAAGGAGAAUAUCUCAACCUGUAUUGAUUAUGAGUCUAUGGAAAGAAACAAAAAGAAUAUAGAAGAAAUUAUGAAGAAAUGUAAUGAGAUUGCCUUGAAGAAAGAGAAACUGAAGGAUAAUGAGCAAAGUCUCACUAGAAAGCUUGCUCUUAUUAAAAAUAGCUUUAAAACAUCAGUAAUUCAGUAUAAAAAGAUUGAAAGAGAACUUAAUAGGUACCAGUUAUUCUGGCAAGAAUCUCAAGUAGGUCUUGCUCCGGCUGUAAAUAGCAAUAUAUUAAAGAAAAAAAGACAAAUAAUUCUUGAAGAACAAGAAAGAAGUGGAAAUGGAAAAAGAUCACAACAAGAAAAUUUAAAUAAAAGAGGCAGAGAUUCAAGUGAAAACCAAGAAUAUGAUGCAAAUAGUUAUAUUAAAAGAUCAAUACUUAGUGAAAGUAUGGCUUUAAGUAAAAGAAGUAGCAUAAACUCAAUGAAUAACUCAUGUUAUACUUUGAAGGAGCUACAAAGGUCUGACAUUGAGGAAAGUCAGUUAUUAUCAACUGAAAAUAUUCAUUAUAAUACAAUGGUUUCAAAUAGCACAUAUAAUAAAUGUAACAAAAAUGAAAAUCAUGUGUCACAAAUAAAUCUUGGUUAUAUUUAUGAUGAAAUUUAUAGAGAUGGUUUAAAUUUUCAGAAUUUAAUGAAUUUAAAGAAUCGUCUCCAAGGGUAUAUAAAUCAGACCCCAUAUCAAGUUCUGAAUUGUAUUGAGAUGAUGGAAAAAAACCAUACUACAAAUUUAGAGAAUAUGGCAAUUUCAAUAUUAAAUAAAAGACAAGAUUAUGUGUUAGAGUUUACAAGAAAACUGGAACUAUCAGGAAUUAACUUGGAUAUUGAAAGAAGUUUAUAUGUUAAAAAGUCCAGACUGUUUAGACACCAACAGAAUUCGAGAUAUAAUAACUUGAGCACUCUAUCUGUCUCUCAAGCAUAUACCUUAUUGAAUAUGAUAGGAAAAGGGGGAUUUGCUGAGGUAUGGGAAGUAUUGAAUAUGAAUACUUGGAAUAUUACAGCUGCAAAAAUUCACGAACUUACUCCUGAUAUGACAGAACAUGAAAGAAUGGUUUGUGUAGAAAGAGUUAGCAAUGAAAUUAAACUCCAUAGAGAUCUUAAACAUCCAAAUAUAGUAAAUAUGCUUCAUUGCUUUGAAGUAGACAAUGACAGACUUGUAACUAUUAUGGAGUUAUGUGAAGGUCCAGAUUUGGAUACUUUUAUUAAAACAAAUGGUAGCGUUCCAGAAGAACUAGCAAUCAUUUGGAUAAGACAAAUUCUGGAGGGUAUUCUUUAUUUGAAUAACUUGAAUGAAAAUGGUGAAAAAAUCUCUCCAGAUAGGAAACCAAUAAUUCAUUAUGAUUUAAAGCCUGGAAAUAUUAUUCUCCAUAGAGGUUGUUGUAAAAUUGCAGAUUUUGGGCUUAGUAAACAAUCUGAUAAUGAAUCUGGGAAUAUUAUUAUUGAGAGAAUUGGAGGCGGAACUGUUUGGUAUCAACCUCCUGAAAUUCUUCUAAGACCUGGAGAUUCAUUAGAUAACCCUAGAGUAGUUUCCCACAAAGUUGAUAUUUGGGCGAUUGGUUGUAUAUUUUUCGAGAUUCUUCAUUUAAGGAGACCAUUUGGUUUAAAGAGUAAUUCAAUUGCUGAAGCAUUUUCGUUGAUACCUUUGGAAGCUGAAAAAGGUGCAAUUUUUGAAAACCAUGUUUCUCCUGAGUUUAAAUCAUAUAUUAACUGGCUUUUGACGUAUGAUCCUGAGAAGAGGCCCAACAUUUUUCAAGCUUUUUCGCAUCCACUUAUACAAAAUGUAGUCAAUAUCUAA